Molecule: messenger RNA, 2679 nt
Organism: Cotesia congregata
Lineage: Eukaryota; Metazoa; Arthropoda; Insecta; Hymenoptera; Braconidae
Source: the annotation of a GenBank genome assembly
AUGGAGCGUGUAAAUUUAUUUAAGAGGAAAAAAAUAGCUUUUGUAAGCAAGGAGGCUCGUCUAGGCCGUGCUCUAGAAGUACAACAAGAGAGAAAUGACAAAAGAGCCCAACAGUUUAACCAAGUUCGCGCUGUGCCCGACGUCCAGGAAGAUGUUGGAGAUGCUGGUAGUAAUUUGGAUCGUAGAAAGCGUCUGGAGCUCUGGAAAGCCCAGAAGAAUAUUAAAAAAAAAAUAGAGGCUACUAAAAAGAAACCCGCCUUCGUCGUCGGCGUGACGCGGCAUAAAAUUUACUCUCCCAAGUCAGCGGAUCCUCCAAUGCAGCACUGCCAUGGGAAAAAAAAUCCUCCGAAGAAGCCAUCACCGGUAAAAAAAAUUACUCGUGCUACUGCGAAGCGACUAGCCGCGAAAGCUAAAGGUGAGCUUGUUUCUAAAUCACCUCUCGCUCCAAAAUCUCCAGGUCCUGCUAGUAAAAUAAAAACUCCAGGUCCUGCUAGCAAGAUAAAAACUCCAGGUCCAGUUAACAACAAGACAAAAACUCCUGGUAAAGCUGUUGGGACACCUUUGUCUCGUAAAUUUAAAUUUAUUGCUCCCGAUAAUUAUGUUUUCAAGCCACCGCCAAGUAUUGAGCCGAUUCCACUUCAAACUGAGUGCUUCACCAAAAAAGAUUUGUCCUCCAGAAUCUCAAAACUUAUCGCCACCUCGUUUAAAUCUACUGAAAGUGAAAUUGGUAAGAAUUUUGGAGAUGGUUUUAUGGUUAAUGACAAAAUUAAAAAAUCAGAAGAUUUUAGUUUGAUGACGAAAUUUGACGUUGUUGAUUCAAAAAAUAAAUUGCAAGGUGAUGGAUCGAAAUUAAAAGAUUUACCAGCUGAUGUUGAACCGAAAAUUCUUAAGGCGAGAAAUCAAUCUCAGUUUGUUAAAGGAAAUAUUGACGAAACACUUGAUGUUAAAAAAGAUUUAGAAAAAUCUGAAGAUAUUUAUCAAGAAGUAGAUGCUAAAGUUUCUAAAUCUCCGGCUAGAAAAUCAAAAACUCCUCGAUCAAGGUCUCUAACUAUCAAUCAGACUGAGUCUGAGUCAGACAAGUCUCAAUUUAGUAAACCUGAAAUAAUUGAGACGAAAAAUCAACAUAAUAGCGAGACACUUAUCAAAGAUUUAGAAAAAUCUGAAGAUAUUUCUAAGGAGUUAAGUGAUCAAGUUUCAAUAUCUCCAGCGAAAAAAUCAAAACUUUCUCGAGGAAAUAGGAGAUGUAAAAUUAUCAACAAUCAAACUGAGUCUGAAUCUGAAGAUUUGCAAGAAAAUAAACCUGAAAUAAUUGAUACGAAAAUUCAAUCUCAGGUGAUAAAUGAAGUUGCCACGAUUGAUACUCCAGAAGAGGCUGAAAAAUCGGAAAAUAAAUUUUCAAAAUCACCAGCUAAAAAAGCAAAACUUUCUCGGCGAGGUAGGAGACCAAAGACCAUAAACGAUGAGAUAGAGCCUGAAUCAGACCAAUCUCAACUAAGUGAGCCCGAAAUUACGACACCAAAAAGUGAAGCUGAUGAUGAAAAAGGAAUUCCUUUCCUGGCAGCGUUGUCUCCGUAUAUAGUUACGGGUCGAGGAAACAGAGGUCGGAAAGAGCAACGAGACCGCUUGUUGAACAAUUCUUUCGGAGGAGAGAUUCCCACCAAAGAUACGGUUCAAAUGCUGAAUACAUCUGGGGAGGAUAAUAUCAAGACUGCCAAAUACUACAAGCACUUGCUGGAGCAAGAGACCAGUAAAUUGCAAGCUCUGUGUGACGAGUGGAAAAAAGUAAGAGACGAAAAUCAAGGAGAGGAAGGAUAUUUUAUUAUCCAGCAGGCGAUUGGCCAGUCAGAGCUAUUGAUAAAAAAAAAAUUCGGGAGGUUCAGCCGGCUGGUUGAUGAUUGCGAGUCCAACAACCAGGAGUUGUUGGUCAAGAGCGAUGAUCUUCGUGGGUUCUGGGAAAUGAUGGAGCCGGAGAUUAAAAAUUGCUAUGAUCGGUUUGCGAACGUUGAGAAACUGAAGGAGAAGAACUGGGUUGAAGAUGAGGAGGAACUUCCAGUGGUCGAGGUCAAGAAAAAGGGCAAAAAGGUUGUCAAGCCAAAGGUCCAAGGGAGGAGUAACAUGAAGGCUUUUAUUGAAGCAGCCAGAAAGAAGAAACUCCAAGCUGAAGCCUCGGCUGAUAAAACUCCAGAGGGAAGAGUUCUCAGGAGCCGGGCUGUUAAAACCCCAGAAGUCCAGUUGGAUAGUUCUAUUAGUUAUAUCAAUUCCCAUCAAACUCCCGGGAAAAGUAUUCUGAAGAAAAAGAAAACUGAAGUGAAAGAUCUCAAUAAAUCAUUGACUAAAGUUAAUUUUUCUAUUUGUCAAGAAAAUACUGACGUUGGUGAGAUUGUUCAGAAAGUGGCCAAUCAAGAAGCUGAUAAGCCGUCAAAAGCUGCCAAGAUGCUGAUACAGAAACUCUUUGGGAAUACUACAGGAGGACUCAGCAAUGUCAGUCGUGUGAAUGUCAGGGCUGCCAAGGCUCAGAUUAAGAAAGAGAAGGAAAACCAAAAUGAAUCCCCGGUAAAGACGUCCAAGAGGAAGUCAGGUCAUAAAUUGGCGGAGAAGGAAAACGCUACUACUCCCAGUAGAAGAUCUUCGAGGAGAAGUAUGAGGCUUAAUAUUUCUGACGAGUGUACGGCUUGUUAA